AUGUGCAGAAUGGCCGACCAGGCAAGUUGUAUUCCCCGGUCUGGUGGCUUUGUGGAGGACCACUUCAGAGAUGCGAGCUGCUUGCGACAAGCAAGUCACUGCUUGCAGGAGGUCUUUACUGCAACAGCUGACACCGGCGGAAGCCAGGUGUUGGUGCACGUCUACGAGCUCGUGGAGUUCGUCCGGCUCAAUCAGAUCUUGGCGUCCGAGCUGAUGCCCAUCGGAGGCGCUCUCCAUGCGGGUGUCGAGGUGUACGGCCGAGAGUGGAGCUUUGGAGGUGCUCCAGGCCGGCGAACUGGCGUGGUCUGUGAGGUGCCGCGAACGAAUCGCAAGCACAGGUUUCGUGAAACGAUUUCACUGGGAACCACGCGGCUCAGUGCAUCAGAGGUCGCCCUUGUGAUCGGAGACCUGAUUGAGAGAUGGCUGGGUGAGGACUACCACUGGCUCCACAGAAACUGCUUGCACUUCGCCAAUGAGUUCUGUCGCAAGUUAGGUGUUGGAAGCAUCCCUGCAUGGAUUGAUCGGCUGCCGCGUGGAGUUUGCGCACUUGAUGUAGGUGUGCGGAACUUAGCGGAGACGGUGAAAGGCCUCGCGGAUGGCACACGUGCAGCAGCUCAUGCGAUUGCAGAAGGGCAGCUGGACUGUGUCCGAUGCCGGCCAGUAUGUUCCUUCGACCCAUCUUGUACUACGACGCAACACGUCAACGUGGGCAGCUUCAUGGUUACCGCAGUGCCUACCUCGCAUGGAUCCGCGUUUGCGGCUCCGCAAGGUCUCAAUGGUGGUCGGGCACGUGGUCGCCUAGAAGUAGAGAAGUGCUCCCUGGAUGAUUUUGUUGCAGCUGUGAGCUCCUAG
Symbiodinium natans is the source of this 852-nucleotide messenger RNA. The record is from the annotation of a GenBank genome assembly. NCBI's taxonomy places the organism in Eukaryota, Dinophyceae, Suessiales, Symbiodiniaceae.